Molecule: messenger RNA, 2010 nt
Organism: Mauremys reevesii (Reeves's turtle)
Lineage: Eukaryota; Metazoa; Chordata; Testudines; Geoemydidae
Gene: MIF4GD
Product: MIF4G domain containing
Exons: 6
Coding region: 508-1116 (202 amino acids)
Biological process (GO): regulation of translational initiation
Cellular component (GO): cytosol
Molecular function (GO): RNA binding; translation activator activity; protein binding
Source: RefSeq, a predicted model, not a curated record
CUGUUUCAACACUCCCAAGUCCCUCCUCCCCUUGGCUCUGGCUGCAAGGAAAUGACCUAAGAGGAAACCCGCAGGUUUGCAAUGGAAAGAAUCCGUCUGGUGGCAAUCACUGACCCCAAAGAAGCUGAAAAGUAAGAGCAGAAGCUGGGAUUUUCCGCCUGAUCCUGCCAGCUGGGGUCUCGCAGGGCGCUUUCCUGGUGGAGGGGCGAGUGCAUGAAGGAUGCCCAUCUUGCAUUUGCAUUCCAUGCUUGAGCUCCUGCCUUUCCUGCUUCUGCUGCUGCUGUUCUUGGCGCUAGGUUUUCUCCUGAUCUAUCUGCAAAAACCCGAACCUGAAAACAAGAAGAAUUAGGGGUAGGGGCGGUUCUUCUCUAUGCAAAUAAAGCACCAAAGAUGCGAGCGCUGGAGUCCUGAAAAAAAAAAACUCUCCGGGAGAGUGAAGAGAAAAGCCGGAGCAGGGUUUGCCACUAACAGCCACUUCCCUAACUGCACUGUCGCAGCAGGCCAGACAUGGGAGACACGGGCAAAGAAGAGUAUAAAAUACAGUCGUUCGACACCGAGACGCAGCAGUUACUGAAAACUGCUCUCAAAGACCCCAGCAGUGUGGAUCUGGAGAAAGUGGCUAAUAUCAUCGUGGACCAGUCCCUCAAAGACUGUGUGUUCAGCAAGGAGGCUGGGCGUAUUUGCUACACCAUCAUCCAGCAGGAGUAUAAGGACCGGGAGGAGCUGCGAGCCCGCUCGCCCCAGGCAUGGAUCUGUUACGUCACCUUCAUCUGUAAUAUCUUUGACUACCUGAGGGUGAACAACAUGCCCAUGAUGGCGCUGGUGAACCCAGUUUAUGAAUGCCUGUUCCGACUGGCACAACCUGAUAGCCUGAAGAAGGAGGAGGAGGUGGACUGCCUGGUGCUGCAGUUGCACCGCAUUGGUGAACAGCUGGAGAAGAUGAACUCCCAGCCAAUGGAUGAGCUCUUCUCCCUUCUACGAGAUGGUUUUCUCCUGGAGGAUGGGCUCAGCUCACUCUCUCAGCUCCUGUUGCUGGAGAUCAUAGAGUUCCGGGCUGCAGACUGGAAGAUGACAGAUGCAGCUCAAAAAUACUAUUACAGUGAAGUCACAGAUUAAACCUUCCACAGCCAGAACUAACUCACUCAGUGGCUCAAAGUUUCACCCUGGCACUUUCACGAGCAAAUGUCACACAAAUGUUUCAGAUAUUUUUAAGUUAACAUUUUUCUAAUGCUUUUUCUAAAUAGGAUUUAUAUUGUUUACUCCCAAUAGACCCUUUGUACUGUGUCUUUGAUGGACUGCAACAGGGGACAGUUUGAUUUGGGGACAAGGGCAGUUUUAACCUAGCCAGAGCUUCCAUUCUCUUUAUCUAUGGCUCAGGUUAAUUAAUGCCUCUCAAACUGUUGAUUAACUGUAUCCACAGCUUCCAGCUCACACCAGCAUUUUACAGUAGCAGUCAGGAAAGCACAGCCAAUGGUUUAUACUGAGAUCAGCUAUUAUGUGCCAACUCAGUCACCCACCAACAGAGUUGAGACAAGUGGAAGGAAAAGCUUUCGCAGCUUAUUUGGAAAACUGCCCCCUUUGCUGCUUACUGCCACAUGGAAUCCAUGCCCAUAAUACACAAACCAGGCUUUAAAAACAGUCCUCCAGGAUGAGUCUCAUCUUGCUCCCUGUGAAAUCAAUGGGAGCACGAUUGAGCCCUUUACAUGGGCAAUCAGUUGUUAUUUCUCCCAACCCUGCCCUCUGGCAGGCUGGGUGCCUCUGGACAGCAGAAGUAACACCUGCUUCUGGAGGAAGGAGAAGCCAGCCAGUGUACAUCAUAGCAGCAAUUUCCUUGAGCACAUGUAGCUAGAAACUGUUUUUAUGAGUUUUAUAUAAUAACCACUAUGGAAUUUUUUCCAAAAAACAAUUUAAUAAACUUCAAUAUUGUACAUUUGUUGACAAAAGGGACAGACAAAGGGGAAAUAAAUGUUCUAUUGAGGUUUUUUCUAAUAAAAGUUUUCCACUAAUGAA